GUGCGUGCGCGCGCAUGUGUGAGCCAACUAGUUGUUGGCUAGUAGCAUUAGCUUCCACAGUUAGCACUGCUUUUGGAAACAUUGUCAAACACAGUCUUACCAAAGUUGCCCACCAUUAGAGGGGCCCCCCGUUAAAGAAGCACGUCUGUCCGUCUGAAAUGUCAAAGAAGGCCCUCGGGAAAUGAGAACUUAGCCCCUCGUUAGUGGGGGCAAGUCCGGCUACAUCUUUUGGCCAUCGCCUACUGCUUGCUAGCAUCCUGGGAAGGAAAGCUCUGAGAUUUUGCAAGGACUGGAUGCGGAAGAAGGAUAUGAGGCAAGCUGGACGGCUAAACCUAACUGAUCGCUGUGACUGGAUCAAAAUAUGAGUGUUUUGUCACACACUCUAAGGGCUGCCAAUGUGCCGCAAAGUCUCUCACCUGAUUACCCAUCAAGGAUUAAGCUGGAGCGUGGCAUCGUUUGUGCAGGGAGGGAGCACACACCAGUGCCAGCAUGUGCAAAGACUCCUGACCUUUACUGAAGUGUACACACACCCGAGACACAGAACUGUUGUCCUCUAUGAGACAGUCCUGCUUGAUCUGCCAUCCCCAAUGGAAGUGCCAUCAUAGACUGAAGACACUGUGGCUCCAACUCCACAGUUUUGUCAGCGACAGUGUUGGAGCGACUAUUUCAGCUCUGUGUUCCCCCUGAAGGAGGAGAGAUGGGCUCCCAAGCGCUUCAGAUAUUGCGACAGGGCGUGUGGGCCUCGCUCACUGGGGGGUGGUAUGUGGACCCUCAUCAGAGCACCUUCUCCAACUGCUUCCAUCUCUACCUGUGGAUAUUUCUGCUGGCCUUCCCCUUUCUGCUGUACAUGGCUCUUCCCGCCAGCUUGGUGGUAGCAGGCUUGUACUCUGCCGCGGUGGCCAUCUUUUUCACCGCCAUCAAAGUUGUCAACUACCGUCUUCACGCCAUGUUCGACCUCGGGGAGAUUAUCGAGAAGAAGCAGGCCUCCCUCACCACCGAUGCUCCAAGGACAGAAGAAGGGGAUGAAGGCUCGGGUGCCCAUGAUGGGAAUCAACCCAGGGAUAUCCACGCUGGUGUGGAGAUGACUGUAUUUCGGAAGGUCAACUCAACGCCUCCAGUGCGAUGCAGCUCUCAGCACUCACUGUUUGGACUCAACCAGGUGUCGGAGUUCUUACCACAGCUUGAGGAUACAGGGGGGACAAAGGAUAUCAAAGAGUUAUUGCGAGAACAGGGAAGCAAUAACGUGAUUGUUACCUCGGCUCAUCGGGAGAUGCUGCGGCAAAGUUCUCAGGACACCAUCAGAGCUCCCAGCAUGGUUCAGUCCUGCAUUGCUGCUGCUCUGGGAGGUAACUUCCCAGGUCUCCUGGGACUCUCCGGAAUGGCCUCCGGAUUUGGAGAACCAGGAGAAUAUCUGUCUGUACCCCCUUCACCUUCCAGUCAAGAAGACGGAGGCGAGAAAGAGCCAUUGCAGGAUGUGGAGGCGCCUCAAAGGAUCCCUGAGGACAACGGGUUAGCUUAUUCUCCCCUCGCUCCCUCUGCUGAGUCUGAGAGUCUAGGGGAGACCCCCCUUAGUCCUCUUAUAAAGAGUAGCUUAAGUGAGGAGCUGAGUGAAAAUCUUUUGGGUUUGGGCCUUGAUCCAGUGGUCUUUGUGCCUGGGACUGAGCACCCGGGUUGCCGUAGUGGAGUGGCACUAGCUGCUGGAUCCACAGACAGCUGCUUCAGUGGAGGUGGAGCCACCACUGACCGUGAGACGCUGAGCACAGUAAGCAGCUAUCGCAGUGAAAAGACGGACUCCACUCAGCUUGAAAGUCCAUCUCUCAGCCAACCCAAGCUCCCAGAUGGACAGAUGUCGGCUUUUGCGGCGGGGGAUAAUGUCCCCAAGGCUACCGAGGUCCCAGCAGGACAGGAUGGCAGUGACACAGAUAACCUGUCUGACAGUGUGCUGCUGCGCUCCCCUUCCAAAGAGCUCUCCCCCAGCCAGGCCCUCGACAGGACACUUGUUGAAGGGGAUGAUUUACCGCCUGCACCUUCUGACAUUGCACAAGCCCCCAUUUUCCACAACUCUUCCCCUUCGAGUAGCGGUCACUCAGAUGUUUGUGAUUUAGAUAGAACCGCCCCUGUGCCUCCCCUACCUCCACCAAGGCAAGCUACUUCUGUGCCCUCAGGGCUGGCCCUGGGUUCAGUGAGCUCCGAGCCCGCUUUGCCCAUAUCCUCAACCCCCUUCCUGCUGUCGGACCAGUCUGCCCAGCAGGUUGUGCGACCCAAAGACUUGAAGCUACUGCGGGCCAGUGGCAGCAGUGUGGGCCACAGGCCAGGCCGACGGAAAGCUCCUCGAAGGCGAGCUGGGGCAGGAAGUAGUAGUUUUGACUGCGGUUCUUACAGUCGUCACCACAAUCAUAGACAACACAGAGAUUACAUCCCUGUACGCAACCGGCUUGGCGCCAAGGCUUACAGUGAAAGUCUCUUUGAGGAUUCCAGCGAUGAGGACGACGGCAGCGACAUGAGCGCCGCAUCCAGUCUGGGCUCUCAGCGCCGCUACAGCUCAGAUGAAGACGACUCCAGCUCCUCUACCUCCUGCUACUCUCCAGAACUCGCUAAUGCCGGCGCCGCACUACCACUCCCCGCGGCCACUUUACCACCCACUCCACUCGAAAAGGAUUUAGCAGAACCUGGUGGCGGCUCACAUUCCCAUGCUGCUCAGCGCUCGUCGAGUACAGCCAGCGCUAAGACUCACGCGCGGGUUCUCAGUAUGGACGGAGCAGGUUCAAGUCAAAACAACGCAACAGCUCCACCUUCUACACUACAUACCAUGCCUUCCACUUCCACCCCUGCACCUCACACUCUCACCAUGUCCAAGUCUGACUUGGAGGCUCGAACCAUUCACAUGGACAGCUUCCCGGGACCUCAUCAUCAUCGCCUGGAUUCUCUUGGAGGCUCUUGGACUGGCAACCAGAUGGGUUGGCGAGCAGGGGAAUUGACUGAGGAGGGGGCAGUGGGAGGAGCCCUGGUGCCAGAGGAAGGAGGCAAGCACGACUCUGUCAGCAGUGUAAAGAGGACCCAGGCCAUCCGCAGGCGACACAAUGCUGGGACCAACCCAACACCCCCUCCCUCCACCAUGGGAUCCCCACCCAGCCUCCAGGACCUACAAAGAGCUCGGACCUCCUCCCACUCGCGGACACGCACCCUUCCAUCCGCCUUACAGUUCGCCUCAUCACUCCUGCUCCCCCGCAGCGGUAUCCACGAGGCCUCCACCUUUGACGACACAUCAGAGGGCGCCGUGCACUACUUUUUUGAUGAGAGCGGAGUGAAGAGAUCUUACACAUUCGGACCUGCUGGAGGAGGUUACGAGGACCCCGUUCAGGAAAGGGAGAGGCAGUCCCAGUCCUCAAGCUUCACCUCCACGGAGGUCCAGGAAGGCGCACCGGUCCUGUCCAUGCUGCAGCCCAGACCUGUGGUCCUACAGGGCAUGCAGGUGCGCAGGGUGCCUGUGGAAAUGCCUGAGUUUGACCUGGAUCACGAGUCUCUGCAGGAGUCCCAAGAGAACACGCUGAUGAUUGAAGAGAAGGUCAAACCCAAACAGUACUAUCGCUUUUGGGUGCUGCCUGGGAAGUGGUUAAGGGUCCGCUAUGAUAGAUUAGCUCUUCUGGCCUUGCUGGACAGGAACCGACGUGUGGGAGAAAAUGUGUUUGCUGUUGUGCUGGCCAGUUUGGUGGCCUUUCUGGGGUUCCAACUGCUGCUCCAGGGCUUUUUCAGGGACAUCUGGGUUUUCCAGUUCUGCCUGGUCAUUGCAAGCUGCCAGUACUCCUUACUCAAGAGCGUACAACCAGAUGCAGCUUCUCCCAUGCACGGUCAUAACUGGAUCAUCGUGUACAGUCGUCCUGUUUACUUCUGCUUGUGCUGCAUGUUGAUCUGGGUCUUUGACUUGUCCGGCCGCUCUGGCAGCCUGCAACCAGUCUCCUUGUACGGCGUCACCUUCUUCUCUGCACACUUCCUGCUCUGUGUGAGAGAUAUGCUCCUAGUGUUGGCCUUGUGUUUCCCGGUCGUCUUCCUGUUUGGCUUGCUACCUCAGGUCAAUACAUUUCUCAUGUGUCUGUUGGAACAGAUCGACAUGCACGUUUUUGGUGGAACGGCCACCACCAGCCCCCUCUCAUCUCUGUUUAGCCUCAUACGCAGCAUUCUGGUGGCUGCUUUGCUGUAUGGAUUUUGCUUGGGUGCCAUCAAUGCGCCGUGGGGGGACGCCCAUGUGCCAGUACUGUUCUCUGUCUUUUGUGGCUUGCUGCUGGCCUUGUCUUACCACCUGAGCCGUCAAAGCAGCGAUCCCACCAUCCUGUGGUCAUUGGUGCGGUCCAAAUUAUUCCCCGAAUUGGAGAACCGUACACCAGAAGAACCCCCUGUGGAGAUCAAGGACCCUCUGCCAGAGAAGCUGCGUAACUCUGUGAAAGAGAUUCUUCAUUCAGACCUUGUCAUGUGUCCCCUCAUGGCUGUGAUCACCUUUGCCAUCAGUGCCAGCACAGUGUUCAUUGCGCUACAACCUGCUCUCAGCGUUGUGUUGUACAUCCUUGCGGGAGUCAUCGGCUUCAUUACCCACUAUCUUUUGCCUCAGCUCCGCAAACAGCUGCCUUGGUUUUGCCUGGCUCACCCUGUGCUCCGGUCCAAAGAGUACAGUCAGUUCGAGGUCCGAGAUGCUGCUCAGUUGAUGUGGUUUGAGAAGCUAUAUGCAUGGCUUCAGUGUGUGGAGAAGUACUUCAUCUACCCAGCCGUCGUGCUCAACUCCCUCACGACAGAGGCAUGCACUGUGGGCCAGAACCAUAAAGAGCUGGAUAUCUACAGCCGAGCGCUCUUCAUCUCAGUGGCUGGCAUGAAGUUGCUGCGUUCGUCCUUCUGUGCCCCGUCGCAGCAGUACGUCACGCUGUGCUUCACCACGCUAUUCUUCCACUUCGACUACCCGCACUUUUCAGAGACCUUCCUGAUUGACUACUACUUCAUGUCUAUUCUUUUCAGCAAGAUGUGGGACCUGCUGUAUAAAUUACGAUUUGUUUUGACGUACAUCGCUCCCUGGCAGAUCACGUGGGGCUCGGCCUUCCAUGCCUUCGCUCAGCCCUUUGCUGUGCCACACUCUGCCGUACUAUUUGUGCAGGCCAUCUUUUCUGCCAUCUUUUCCACCCCUCUCAAUCCUGUCCUAGGUAGUGCUGUGUUUGUCACCUCAUACACCAGACCUGUUAAGUUCUGGGAGCGGGACUACAACACCAAGCGGGUCGACCACUCCAACACCAGACUUGCCACUCAGCUUGACCGUAACCCAGGUGCCGACGACAACAACCUGAACUCCAUCUUCUACGAGCACCUGACACGCUCGCUGCAGCACAGCUUGUGUGGAGACCUGCUGCUCGGCCGUUGGGGCAACUACAACACUGGCGACUGCUUCAUCCUCGCCUCCGACUACCUCAAUGCUCUGGUGCACAUCAUCGAGAUCGGCAACGGCCUGGUUACCUUCCAGCUCAGGGGUCUGGAGUUCAGAGGAACCUACUGUCAGCAGAGGGAGGUAGAGGCCAUCACGGAGGGCGUGGAAGAGGAUGAGGGAUGCUGCUGCUGCGAGCCCGGUCACUUGCCUCACAUGCUGUCGUUCAAUGCCGCCUUCGGACAGCGCUGGCUCGCCUGGGAGGUGGCGGCCACCAAGUACGUGCUGGAGGGUUAUAGCAUCAGCGACAACAACGCCGCCUCCAUGUUGCAAGUGUUUGACCUCCGCAAGAUCCUUAUCACGUACUACGUCAAGAGCAUCAUUUACUACGUGAGCCGGUCACCCAAGCUGGAGGAGUGGUUGGCCAAUGAGACCAUUCAGGAGGCACUACGGCCAUGUCUCGGGCCCAAUUAUGUUGACAGUGACCCCACCUUCAACCUGAAUAUAGACGAGGACUACGAUCACAGGGCCUCCGGCAUCACUCCCUCCUCCUUUUGCAUGGUUUACGUGGACUGGAUUCAGUAUUGCAACAGCAGGCGUCAAACGCCUGUGACCAGUGAAAAAGAUUCUCCACUAGUCACUUUGUGUUUUGGGUUGUGUAUUCUGGGAAGAAGAGCGCUGGGCACUGCCUCCCACAGCAUGUCUGCAAGCUUGGAGCCAUUCCUUUACGGCCUCCACGCACUCUUCAAGGGAGACUUUCGGAUUACGUCUCCUCGGGAUGAGUGGGUCUUUGCAGAUAUGGACCUUUUGAAUCGAGUCGUGGCGCCUGGAGUGCGGAUGUCCCUCAAGUUGCAUCAGGACCACUUUACAUCUCCGGAUGAGUACGAGGACCCCACAGUGCUGUAUGAUGCCAUCACCGCCAAUGAGGAGAAGAUGUUGAUAUCGCACGAGGGUGACCCCGUUUGGCGCAGCGCCAUCCUAGCAAACAUGCCCUCGCUGCUGGCGCUGCGUCACAUCAUGGACGAUGGCAGCGACGAGUACAAGAUCAUCAUGUUGAACAAGAGGUUCCUCAGUUUCCGGGUCAUCAAGGUGAACAGAGAGUGCGUGCGUGGGCUAUGGGCGGGCCAACAGCAGGAGCUGGUCUUCCUGCGCAACCGUAACCCAGAGCGCGGCAGCAUUCAGAACGCCAAGCAGGCUCUGAGGAAUAUGAUCAACUCAUCAUGUGACCAGCCGAUUGGCUACCCCAUCUAUGUGUCCCCCCUCACCACAUCUUACGCAGGGAGUCACGGUCAGCUGCGCUCUGUGUGGGGUGGGCCUGUGAGCCCGCACAACAUUUACAACUGGCUCAUCAGUAGUUGGGACAGGAUGCAAAAAGGAUGUGGCGCCGGUUGCAACAGCGGAGGUAACAUUGAGGACUCUGACUGCGGCGGUGGCUCAACAUCCAUCAAUACCAACACCGCCAUCCACACCACACAAAGCACACCAGCCUCCAGCCUUCCCCAGCCACACAUCACCACACUGCAGCCCUCUUUGGGUACAGACAACCCAGUAGGUCCAACCCAGAACUGGCCUCACCACCCCCAACCACUCCCACUGGCUCUUCUCAGCCAAUCAGAGGGCAGGAUGGAAGCGGGGCUGCUCUCAUCCCUCCAGCGUACAUCCUCCAUCCAGGGCUUGCUGGGUCAACAACUGUCCAACUCCUUGCUUUCCUUCAGUGGCUCAGUGGCUCCACCCCCUCUGCCGGUGCCUGAACGUUUCUGCGCUGCCAGCUUCCUGGAGAACUCGGGUCACAGGGCAGGCCAGCGGGCUGGCCUCGCCCAGGGCAACGUUCUCCACUUUGAGAGCCAUUUCGGAAAGUGGAGUUUUUCUGGCAAGAAGGGCUUUAACGGGCCGGCAGCAGCGGAGGGUGAUGGAGGAAGCGUCCACGGCAUACGCACACAGCCGCCCCCGCCGGCCCCCCCACAGGAAGCCAGUCCGACACAAGAUCCACUCGGAGCGACUCGGGCGAUAGAUUCCUGCGUGCUGAAUGCGGGAGACGCCCCCGCCCCGCCAGAUGAAUCCACAGAGCUGCCUUUACUUGAGCACCUGCGCUGAUGAUUGACCCACCCCCACGCCCCCGCACACUGGAUGGCGCCCCCUUCAGGACUCAUUCCAUAAAACCUUGUAAAUCCAGUGGAGAAUCAAUACACAGGGAUAUGCUUUUUUUUUUUUUCAAUCAUCCCACUAAACUACACUUUCCCUCCCCAGCCUGAAAGUCUGUUUGCCCAAAGUCACCUUCAUGAGGAUCCUGUGAGGCGCUGUGUGCGUGUGCGUGUGCGUGUGCGUGCGUGUGUGUGUGUGUGUGUGAGUCUGUUUGCGUGUGUGUGCUUACAGGCCAGGAAGGCCAGUGCAAUUAUAAGGGAUCUUUUUUUUUAUUUGUUUUUUUUUUUUUUUGCUUGAGGAUUGUUCAUGUUUCUAAACUGGAACAUAGAAGAUCAGCUCCAGACGUUUGAGUUUCUCUUCACUCAGUCCUCCUCCCUCCACUGUGCUUUCGGUAGGCAAAUGUCACCCAGCCAUCACGUGGUGCUUGUUUACAAUCUAUCCAUGGACGCAGCGAGUCCGAUCUGGGACAGAUUAGGAGUGAAGCAUUUUUUUUCUAUUCUUUUUUUUUGUUAAACUUGAAUAUCACAUCUGACAUGGAGUUGGGGGGGUCUGGGGGGGCUGCUUUCUGCUCACUCCUCACUACUGCUGCUGCAUCCCCCGCUAUGCUAACUAGCAAACAAACUGACUUGUACUAUUAUUACUACUGCUUCAAUCCAGCGUUUUAGUUGGAAUACUGAGAAGGAAAGCGGAAUAUUUAUUGGAGGAUGUUGGUCUUACAUAGUGGGAUUUCUUUGAUGUGUCAUAUGUUCACUUUGUUUUGUCAACCCCUCCUUUUCAAUACGUGUUUGCAUCAUCUCACCAGGGGCUCCCUCGUGUGUGUGUGUGUGUGUGUGUGUGCGCGCGCACGCGUGUGUGCACGCACGCAACUGGAAAUAUUCUGAGAAGUCACCUUUAAGUUGGUUGGUUUGCCUCCGAGUGCACUCUUCCUUGUUUUUGUUCUACUUGUACACCAAUUAACCAAUUAGGCUUUGAAACGGUCAGUACUCCCACAUAAGCCCCGCCCACCACAUGAUUGGCAGCCCAUAGUGCUCAAACAUCUCUUAAGAUGUUUUUUUUUGUUGUUGCACGGUUUGAAGCUUCUGCUCACCAUGUUCUCUGUAAAAGUGGCUUUCUCCUUCUAAAGUCCCAAGUAGAUGAAACAAUGGGGUGCCCAUAUUCUCCUGUUUAAAAAAAUCUCAGGAAACUGGAACAUUACAGCCCAUAUUCUCCCGCUAAAAUCCUUGUAAAAUGAGUGCGAGGUGGAAUGUAGGAGGCCCACAUUUUCCUACAGAAAUCCCUCUAAACUUUCAAGUUGCUCAAACAGUGAGUUUGAGUGUCCUCAGUCUCCUGCUAAAACCCCAAGUAGCUGAACAUUGGUGGCCCACAUUCUCCAGCUAAAAGCCGUCUUAAUUCCCAAGUAGCUGGAAUGAUUAGUGGAGCCUGUAUUCUCCCGUUCAAAAUCUCAGGAAGCUGGAACUUUACGGCCCAAAUUCUCCCUCUAAAAUCCCAACUUCCACUAAAAUCUGUUUAACAAUUGUUGUUAUUGGCGUUUUGGAGGCCCACCGUCUCCCACAGAAAUCCAAAGUAGCUGGAACAUUGAGUGUCCGCAGUCUCCUGCUAAAAUCCCAAUUCAUUUAACGUUUGCGGCCCAUAUUCUCUACCCUCUUAAAUCCCAGGGAGCUGGGCGGGCCCGUAUUCUCCCAUUAAAGUCCCAAUAAACUGGAAUAUUGGAGGUCAGUAUUUUUCUAUGAAUAUCCUUCUUAAAUCCCAAGUAGCCAGAACAUUAGUUGCCCACAUUCUCCAACUGAAAUUGCAAAAAAAAAAAAAAAAAAGCCAGUACCUCAAUGGCCCGCAUUCUCCCGCUAAAAUCCAAGGUAACUAAAACGUUAAGGCCCCGUAUUGUCCUCUUAAAUUGUAGUGGAUUGAACGAUCCCAAAUAGCUUAAUGGUUCCGGGCAUCGUGCAUUUUCAGGCUAAAAUCUCAACUAGCCCAACAUUGACAGCCCAUAUUCUCCUGCUACCGCAUCCCUCUAAAAUCCCAAGUAGCUGCAACUUUGGCAGCCCACGUUAUCCUGCCAACGUCACUGUAAAACCUCAAGACGUUGAAUGUUUGAGGGCUGCAUUCUCCCACUAGAAUCCCAAAUAGAGUUGUGAUGAGCUGCAUUCUCUCUUAAAUGCCUCCUAAAACUCCCAAGUAGCUGGAGCCCUCAUUCUCCCUCUACGGUCCCAAGUAACCCUCCUGCUGUCGUUCUUCUCAUUGGUCAUCUUUCUCAAAAACUGCAGCCACCUUUCUCUCUUUUUGUUUUCUGUCCUUCUGUUGUUUACUUUACGUGCAGGACUCAAAGCGCAAGUUAGAGCGGAUAGUGUGUCAGUUUCAGUCAACUUAAAAAGGGAUUUCAUCAUCUCUGCAAUUAUGUACAGCAUGUUUCAUAUAUAAAUAUAUAUUUAAAAUAUAAAUCUAUUUUAUUAUGAUUGGAAGUCCUGGGUUGUUUUCCAUUUAAGACACUUAAGUCGGAGGGUUCUGUUUGAGACGGGCUGAGGAGACAAAAGCUUUGCAUUUGAAAUGUGCAGUUUGGGAAGAUUCUGUUUUUCUUUUUCUUUUUUUUUUUUUUUGCACCAUGCCGCCACCUGCUUUUGUUUUUGUUCUGGAUCUGGAAGGGGGGGUCUUUUAUUUAAGGACUUUAAGUCAAUGUUCAAUGUUCUGUACAGUUUUUUAAAGUGAUUUUUUUUCUUUCUUCUAUUUAAAUUAAAGGUUUUUGUGUCUUUGUU
Messenger RNA from Dunckerocampus dactyliophorus (ringed pipefish), 10287 nucleotides. Its product is annotated as pecanex-like protein 3. Bases 698 to 7492 code for a protein of 2264 amino acids. Gene Ontology annotation, cellular component: membrane. The record is from RefSeq and is a predicted model, not a curated record. The transcript is spliced from 36 exons. Lineage: Eukaryota; Metazoa; Chordata; Actinopteri; Syngnathiformes; Syngnathidae.